Messenger RNA from Lithohypha guttulata, 1035 nucleotides. RefSeq lists its product as uncharacterized. The coding region runs from base 1 to 1035 and encodes 344 amino acids. The transcript is spliced from 3 exons. The record is from RefSeq and is a predicted model, not a curated record. NCBI's taxonomy places the organism in Eukaryota, Fungi, Ascomycota, Eurotiomycetes, Chaetothyriales, Trichomeriaceae.
AUGACUCUGGUCAACUUCCUGACAGCCACUGUGCUGUUUAUUCUGGCCGCACUCAGCCAGAGCGCUGCAGCCAUUGACAAGUUGCUUCUCAGUCAGAUUGUUCUUGCAAAAGUCAACUACUAUCGAGCACUUAGCGGUGCUGCACCAGUCAUCUGGAAGGAUGUUAAUUCUUUGGUAUCCGGUCUCGAAGCCAACAACUGCUCGGUUACCUACGAUUACUGGGAUGAUAAGGGUCGAAUCAUCUUCUCCAUUGGUAGACAAGACAACCAAUUCCCGGAUACCGUAAAUGGCAGUUACUUCGCCGUCGACCACUGGUGGGAGCAGCGAAAGCUGUACGAUCCUAAGUCCGGCGAAUACGACGAACUACAACCUUUCUAUGACACAUGGGAGUUCACUCAGAUGGUCUGGUCUGCAAGCACAAACAUCGCUUGUAGCUGGGGUGUGUCGGAAUGUGAUGUUCCUGCGGAUCAGGUUGUCGCUAAUGUCACUAAAUAUCUUCAGUUCGUGUGCAACAUGGAACCUGCUGGGAACAAGUGGGAGCAAUUCUACGCAAACGUACACUGCCCCGAUUGUACUGGAGUCGAACCACAAACUACCACUAUUGAUCCUUUGACUAUCUCUUUCGAGGGUGAGAAGAAGCGAGCUGCACGAUCUGUACCAACACCUCCAGCGAAGAUAUCCUACAGCGACGAGCAGCUCGCUGAGCUGAAGGCUGAAGUCGAUCGUGUCGAGCAAUACAGAUACCUUUCUCCCGAGGAAGUUAUGGGUCCAGACUUCAUACCUGGAUGGUCAAAUGCAGGCAUAAAUGCAAUGUUGGCCAAAGAAGGCAUAUUCGCCGACAUGGACACCACAGAGAUGGAGGAUAUGGUUCACAGUCUUCGAGCGAAGACCCUUGGCAGAGCUGCAGAUGAUCCAAAGCAGAAGCGAGAUGCUCCUCCUUCAGGAGAGGCAGGAAAGGCGUGGGGAAACCACUACAUCAGCACUGUUAAUGCCUGGCGCAAGCAACACGGUCAGCAGACCCAACUCUCGAAAUGA